Molecule: messenger RNA, 14403 nt
Organism: Lymnaea stagnalis (great pond snail)
Lineage: Eukaryota; Metazoa; Mollusca; Gastropoda; Lymnaeidae
Source: the annotation of a GenBank genome assembly
CCCCUCUUUGUUUUUGUUUAUAAAUAAGAGGUCAGGUCAAGUCGGUUCAAGGGUCAAACGAUUACGAAUCGUUUCAUCAUUUGAAAAUCUCCACGAAAGAAGAUUAAGUUGCGGCUGGCAAUUGUGUUUAGCAAAAAAAAAAAUUAGCACUAUACUAAAACUUAGUGUGACCAUGAUGCAUUCCAUUAGACACAUUAAGCAUCUUAACAAACUAAGUGAACAUUUGACUAAAGUACAUCUAAGUUGGAUUAGUUUGAGUCGAUCGUUUUUUAUGAAAAGUGACCCACCAACAACAGAGAAGACUGGCCCAACAAGCACAACUACUACUAGUACUAGCAACAAAAAGGUUGACGUUGCUAAGUCUCAGAAUCUCAAAGAAAGACCCCCUGUCCCUGCUGUCAAAGAAAAUGAGUAAGUGUAAGUGAUAAUCUUAGCCCAUACCUGGCAUGGUAAUGAGUUUUAAAAUUUUUAAAUGAUCAUGAGAUAGGACGAAGAAGGUAUAGUUAAGUAUAGUACUAACUAGUACCUAGUACUUUUAUAGUGGUAUUUGAAUUUGGUAUAGUAUAAGUAGUAUAAGUAAGUAUAUGGUAUGUAGUAUAGUAUACUCUGUGACUGUUAACUUAACUGUAUAACUAUGACUAUACAGUAUUCAGUAUAUUGUAGGCUUAGUCAGUGGAGUAGCAAAGGGGGUGCAGACCGCACCCGGUGAUACCAUUCCUGGGGUUGACACCAAAUGGAAAAAACUGUUGGGUCUAAUCGAAUUUAAUGUUAAAGAGAAACCGAUCACACUUAAAUUUUUCACACAUUUAACCAGUCUAAAUGUGUGAUUUAUUUAGAAUUCAACCAUGAUGCGUUAGAAAUGAGAUGACCCUAUAAUUAGGUAAGAAAAACACAGUUUUUAUCAGGUAACUUGACUUAACACCGCUUGAAGUGUUUGGCAACUUUCGUAAGUGAUAGGAAGCUAUAUAGCCUAUAUAUCUAAUUUCUGAGAAAUAAAGCUUUCCAUUGAUAUCAAAUAUGAUGUAGUCAGGUGAUUCUAAGUUCAUGAAUCAAAUCGGUGAAAAUUAAAAACAUUUGAAAAAUGACUUUUUACUCAUCUAUAGGGUUUACGAAAUGAAAUUUCGUAAACCCUAUACUUAUAUCUUUACUAGUUAAUUUAAAUGUAUUUUAAAAAAUUCUUUAAAAAAAUGGUUUUUGAAAUCUAAUAUAUCAAUUUACCAGAAAUAUUCAAAACAUGUUCGUCCAUUCGUCACAAGAUCUGCCCUUUAAUAUUUGAGGAUGAUUGUCAUACAGCUCAAUGUCUUUUACAUGCUGCCUGCAAUUUCACGUUUAUUUGCUACCUUUAUCUUUGGGAUGAUCUACUUGAGGAAGGUAAUCUUGCACAGCAGUAUCUGCAGACUAAAGGUUUUACUCUUGAAAAAGUGGUGACCAUCCUAGAGGUCUUAAGAUUGUUUCUGCACGAGAAGCACUGUCACUUAGUGGAACAUGCUAUUAAAAAGUCACUUUUAACAUCAGACCAAUAUGAAAUUUCAGUAGAGAGAAUAUUAAGGUUUAAGAAAGGAGAUACUGGAGUGGAUUGGUUACUUUCAUUCUACACCCCAGAUCAGAUUAUCAACGAUCAAUGAAGUAGAAGAUAUGUUUUGGUCUGUUCAACCUAAGGGUCUACUCUCAGCAAAGGAAAAGAGUUAUUGGUGUCCGUUCCAAAAUGAAUCUCUUUCUAUGAUGAGUUAUCAGAAGAUGAACUUUUAAAAGAAAUACCAAUGCUUAGAAGACACCUACAGGCAGCUGAUAUUAAUCUUUACAACAUCAUGUACUAGUCAGUGUUUGAUGUUUUGAAAUUCAUAGCUGAAUGGGACAUCCUAAAAUCUCUUCCAUUACUCUCGCUAAGCCUUCAAUUGUUUCUGUGUGUUUGACUUUAUGUGAGCUGAGCUUUCCAAAACUAAGACUUAUCAAGAACUAUUUAGGAUCCACCAUGGAACAGUCAAGGAUUUCUGAUCCGUCUCUAGUAUCAUUUGAAAGUGAUAUGGUGAAGGAUACUGAUUUUGAUCAAGUGUUUGAAUGAAAAGUUUGCAGCUUUGAAGUCCAGGAAAGGAAAAUGUUAAGGAAAGUAAAUUUAAUGUAAAAAUAACUAAAACUUAACAUUACAGUUCUUAAAUAAAUUUAACGCCUGACCUUUAAUUAAUUUGUUUUUCUUGUCAUAGUUAUAAUGUAAAAUUAUUUUAACAAGAAGAAAUCAGUCGUUGCGGGUGACAUCAUGAGCUCGAUCUUGUGGCAUGGGGCGGGUGAGUCACCUCACCAUACCCUUGCCCCAAGAGCUCGAUCUAAGAAAUAUAGCUUUCCAUUUAUACCAAAUGUGAUGUGGUUGGGCGAUUCUGAGUACAUGAAUUGAUUGAUGAGUGUAUUGAUCGCUUUCAUUCUGAAGCCCAGAUCAGAUCAUCAGCGAUCUAGGAAGUAGCAUAUAUGUUUGGGGGUGUUCAAUCCAAGGGUCUACAAUCAACAAGUGAAGAAGAGUUAUUGGCGUCCGUUCCAAAAUUAACCUCUUACUAUGAUGAGUUAUCAAAAUAUGAACUUUUAAAAGAAAUACCAAGGCGUAGAAGACAGCUGAUAUUAAUUUUUACAACGUCAUGUACUAGUCAUUGUUAAGGUAGUAAGUAAAACAAAGUAAGGUUAAGCCUGAAAAAAGGAACACAACAAAACAAUGAACAUGUCGACAGGAAGCCUUCGUCAGGGAACAAACAACAAAAAAACCAGAAUAAAAUGUAUAAAAAAUAUAGCGCUUAGCUGAAACGUAGUGUCCGAGAGGGAAGAAAAAGAAUUGUGACAGAGAAUAAGUGGAUGAGAGAUUAAAUAGAGAAGAGGUAAAGAAAGGAGGAGAAGAUGGUCCACUGCGAUAGGUCAUGACAUGGAGGGGCGGAGCUAGGCUCAAGCUGUGAAAAGAGACAUGAUGUUCAUCCCAUGUGGUGUCAAAGUGCCAUAGGCCAGGAUAAGCUUGUGUUCCAAAUUAACCCGGCUGGGUGUGUUCAUGCUAGUCAUGAUUGCGCUUAUUGUAAAGUCCACCUUGCCCUGGUGGUUGCUUCUAUUGAAGUGGUUAGAGACGGGACAAUGCUUAACUUGCAUGAUAUUAUGGAUGUGUUAGUACACCUGUCAGAUAGUCGGCGCCCUGUCUCUCCUAUGUACGUCAUCUGGCAGCGGGUGCAAACAAUGGUGUAGACAACAUUGCAGCUAGUACAAAAGAAGCUGUCGCAUAUCUAAAAUCUGCUCUUAGGGAAGUGUAUGUGUUUAGUCUGGACGACAAAAGGGCAAGUGUUGCAACUGCUGCGUCGGCAUGGCUUGGUCCAAAAGGGGGAGGGUGCAGCGUUAAUGCGACUGCACACAAGGGUGAGUAAUAAAAAUCUGAGAGACCUCCUUGAUGUUUUAAAAUUGAUAGCUGAAUGGGACUUCUUAGAAUCUCUUCCAAUACACUCGCUAAGCCUUCAAUUGUUUCUUACGAUCUGUGUUUCUGUGGCUUCAUGUGAGCUGAGCUUUUCAAAACUAAGGCUUAUCAAGAACUUUUUACGAUCCCCAUGGGACAGUCAAUGAUUUCUAGCCUAGCUCUACUCUCAAUUGAAAGUGAUACAGUGAAGGAUAUUGAUUAUGAUCAAGUGAUUUACAGGUUUGCAACUUUGAAGAACAGGAAAGGAAAAUUUUAAAUAAAUUAAAUUUUAUGAAAAAUAACUAUACUUAACGUUGUUAUAGUUCUUAAAUACAUUUAGCUUCCUUAGCUCAAGAAGAAAUCCAUUGUAGAAGUUGGGGGGAGGGGGGGUGACACCAUGAGUUUACUGCACCGGGUGACACCAACCCUAGCUAUGCCACUGGGCUUAGUAGUAUACUUAUACUGCAUUAAUUAUUUUUUAGGGCAUAGGCCUGGCCUACAUAAUAUAAAUAAACACAUUGUCAUUAUGACUGAAGUUUUCAUUCAAGAUUGCAUCUUUGACACUGAAAAAAAAAAUGAUGAGAGGGUCGCAAGGGGGGGAAGGGGGCUGUGAUCAGGUUAGGUAAAAGAAAUUAAGUAGCUCAAUCCUACCAGACACAAGGUAAGGAAAACCUUAAAAAAGACCAAACAAAACAAGCGACUUGUUGGCAUGAAGCCGCUUACUUUCAGCAAACAAAAACAAGGAAAAAAAUAAAGUAACUUUUUAGAACAGCGGUCCCAAAUUCAAAAUAGAAUACUAUUCAAUAGAAAGUUUCCUGGCUACCAGCCUAAUAGCCGCCGAUAAUUGGUGGCUUAAAUGUAUUCUUUUUUUUUUUUAAGAUCGUGAUCUUGAUCAGCCUAUUCGCUCCUCAUCAUCAGCCUCUUCGCUCAUCAUCAUCCCCAUUUCCUGAAAUAAAAUAAGAAAAAGAAUGAAAAAUGCAAGAGAGAAACAAAGUUAUCUCUAUUGAAUUGCUGUUUUAUAUUAAGACAGUGUUCAGCAAGCCACACUAACCAAAGCAUACAGUGCAUUCGGUAUUGUGUCAUAAGUUUGUAGAUUGUUUCCUGACAAAACAUUAUUUGAAAUAUGAACCGGCGCUUGUGGUCUGCCGGCCAUGGGAUUGUUUAUUUUAAACUAUUACAAGCAAUAAUUAGUCUGCAAACAAAAUUUGAAGUAAAAAAUUACAUCCCCAAUUAUUGGCGGCUAUUACUCUGGGCUAGAGCUGGAUACUUUCUAACGAAAAGUUUUCCAUUUUUAAUUUGGGACCGCCGUUCUGAGGAGUGCCAAAAUAAAUAAAAUAGAUUAUCUAAUACUGUGUAGAGCUAUUUUAGAUCAGUUAUUUUGUUGUUCCCUUUUUUUUUUUUUGUUAGCUGAAUAAAGUAUUUUACAGACAGCUCCUUUGUUUGUUUUCAGGUUUUCUCCAUGGUCCUCUUUUUUAUUUAAUUUUUUUUAAAUUUGAUUUUUAUUUGUUGGUCAAUUGGCCUUGAAGCUGCAAAAUUUAAAAAAUUACUAUUUGUCUAUCAAAAAUAUAGUUUGAAUAUCUAUAAUUGAUAAUUAUGGCUGGUAUCAUCAUUAAAUGUUGAUUUAGCCAAUAUUAGCCUUAGGCAUGACACCUGAAUAUCAAAAUUAUCAUUAAUGGGCCCUAUCACCAGUCCAGCAAGUAAUAAGAUGUGAAAAUACCAACAGAGAACACUAUGUAAACCCAAGGUCGUACCACUUGGACUGAUCUCCUCUGAAAUUCUAGGCGUUCAGCUUUCUUGCCUCUCUUCGUCUGCCUUAAAAUUGGCAUUACAGUUUUAUAACAUGAAGAUUUUUUUUUAAAUAGCUUACAUCUUUAAUAAAUGUUUUACCAGUUCCGUUUUCAUUGGUGCAUGUUACACAAUUCUUGUUUUCUUUUUCACUUACUGUUGCAGGCAUCUUGUUGGACGAGAUUUUCUAAGCUUGAAGAACUUCAGCGCUGAUGAUAUCAAACAAUUUUUGUGGACAGCAAAAGAUUUGAAAACACGAAUGAAAGACAAUGGAGAAGUGAGUUACACUAUUUGGAAACCUCACAGGUUAUUCAUAACAUUGAUUAUUGUCAUAUCUUGGCCAGCAGAAAAGAGCACUCACUACACUGUUCAUAAUUUCUAGAUAAUGUUCAUUGGUGAACUAUCUAUUAAAUCUAUUAAAAAAUAUUUUUGUAAACUUUUAAACAAGACUUUCUAUCAAAUAUCAUCAUCAUAAUCAGUGGCCCUACAGCCCAUUUAGGGCCCUGGCCUGCUCCACCACAUCUUUCCAUUCAGAUGGAUCUAUGGCUUUUCACCUCCAUGCGCAUACCCCCAGCAUGUGUAAGUCCUUCUCUAUAUAGUUGAUCCGUUUCAUUCUUGGUCGAUAGGUGAACCGUCUGCCCCUAGUUUUCUGCCUGUAGAUCACUUUUGCUGCUCUACAACUCAGUGUCCUCUCAAAGUGUCAUGUCCAGCGCAGUUAGCCUUUCUUUGUUGUUGCGACUAUAAUUGGGUCUUUGUACACUUGGUAUAUCUCUUGGAUUCUCCAACCAUCAUCGUCUAUCACUGUACCAUAUAUGAGGAUUUUCUAUGUAUUGAGCAAGUUCUCUGCUUAUCUGGUAAGGACCCAAGUCUCACUUGCAAAAGUUUCGCAUGUCUUAUGAUAGUGGAUCAUAUUGCCUCUUUGUUCCCCUUGAAAGGUUUGGCUUCCUAGCAGCUUUUGUAGGCUGAAAUAAGAACAAUUUUGCCUGCUGUUAUCGUUCCUUUCACCUCUGAAAUUAUUUCAUUGUGCUCAUUUAUAGUCACCUCUAGAUAUUUGAAAGUAGCCACUCUUUCAAAGGUGUGGUUGUUCAUAUUGAUGUUAUCAUCAGUAUGUGUGUUUCUUGCAUUUAUCAUAUAUUUUGUCUUUGCUUUAUUUACCUCUAGACUAGCUUUGAAAGAUGCAUAUUCAAGUUCCCUCAAUGCUUUAAUUAUAUCAUUCCUGUUUCUGCUCAGUAGUGCUGUGUUGUCCGCGUAUGCCUGGUACUGCAAUGAUUGGCUAUAUAAAGUUCCUGAUGGUAGUUGUUCUGUAAUACCUCUCUGGAAGUAGUUUGUAAUUGUUCCACUGGUGUUCACAUGCAUGUUUUCAAUGACUUUUUCUAACGACAUGUUGAACAGGAUACAUGAUAGUGAAUCUCCUUGUAUGAGGCCCUGAUUAUUUGGGAACUCCCUCGAGUACUCUCCCUGUACUUUGAUCUACUUUUAGAGUUAGCCAUCCUCAUAUGUAUGAGCCGGGUAAGUUUGUUAGGGACCCCAAGAUCCUUUGGAGCAUUGUACAGGUAUUUCCUGUCUAUGCUAACAUAGUAGUCCACAUAUAGUUGGUGUAUGUUGAUGUACUUUCUAUCAAAGACAAGUUUAAAUGCACUAAAAAGUAGAAAGUAAUUAAACAUUUCUUAAAUGCAUUAUACAAUAUGGAUGGGCCAGAACAUUUUCUUACAUCAAAUAUAAUGGUUGGAAUAAUUGAAUAGUUCUAUUACUUAUCAACAAUGAAAAUGAUUUCAUUUUUUUUUAAUUGGUAAGUCAUUUUAAUUUUAAAAUGUAUAGUUUUUGUGGAAACCCAUUGAAAUUAAUCAAAUGUAUUUAUGCUGCAGAAUAAUAGUGAAUUAAACGUUGGGUUUUUUUCAGUUCUUAAAACAAUAAUUUAUUUUAUUGAGCUCUCAUUUUCAUUUUUCACAUAUUAAUUAGAAACUAUAACUUUUCAUCACUAAAGAGUGAUUUUGUUUCUUCUUAUCAGAAAAAUAAUUUGGUAGCUGUCUGAUUCAUUUCAGUGUGGAAGACAUUUCAUGACAUACUUUUAAAUAUUUACUUUAUAAACUUGUUAUUCCUUAUUUAAUAAUUAGUUUUUUUUUUAAUGCACAUUUUUAUUUUUAUACCUCUUAUGUUUACAUUUCUUUAUUUAUAAAUAGAUAUUCCAACCAUUGAAAGGAAAGACAGCAGCUUUGAUAUUUCAGAAGCGGAGUACCCGUACCAGAUUAUCAACAGAAUUAGGUUAAGGAAGAAUCAAAUUUUCUCACAUAAUAUUUUACAAUUAUUAUUGUACUAUAAAUGUAAUGCUCAUAAAUUUUUUUAUUUUGAUAACACAAGAAAUACCACAGCUUUGAGUUGCAUUAUUUUUGCUAAAAAAAAUAACAAUCCCCCUAAAAGAUUAUCUACAGUUAUUAUUGAAACAUGGUAUAAUUUUUUUUAAUAAUUGUGUUCUUUCUCAGGUAUUGCAAAGCUAGGAGGUCAUGCAUGUUUCCUUGGACCUGAUGACAUUCACCUUGGUGUGAAUGAAAGUGUAAAGGACACUUCCAGGUAAGUGUAAGCCUUAAAUGACAACCGGUUGUCUUGAAAUUUCUAAAUUUUUUCUUUUAAAAGUACAUUUUUUCUUAAAUGAUUUUUGUUUGGAGCUGGAUGCUAACAUUUAUAUAAGAACUAGCUAACUAGACAAUAAUGCUUAAAUUUACCGGACCUGUUAAAAAACCAGACAAAUCGUAAGGAAAAAGAACAUUUAUGACAACUGACAAAUAAAUAUAUUGAAAUUAUUUGCUCUCAUAAUUCAAUUUGCAAUAGUUUAGACCAUGUCUGGUGGUUACUUUGAUAAAGCAAUGGAUUGGAACUUUUCAUAUAAUUAAGACCAUCAUUUAUGAAAUGUCAGAGUUCAAAAAGACAAUGUAACACUUAUAAUUGAGUGUUUAUUUUUUCAGAUCAAAACUGGAAUUUAAAUCACAUUCGGUUUAAGUUGUAACGUAUCAAAGUUUUUGAAUUUAAAAAAAAAAUAAAAUAAGAAAACAAACAUGAGCCAUUAUUAUAUAUAAUAUAUAUUUAUUUGUUUUUGUUUUUUUUUACUUAAUAUUUUAGAGCAUAUUCAUUUACAAAUUUACAUUUGAUUUGCUAGAUACAAUAAUAUAUUUUAAAAGCUUAUAAUCAUAUUUUAUUAUUUUCUCAUAUUUAGGGUGCUGGCUGGCAUGGCUGAUGUAAUUCUGGCAAGGGUUUAUGAUCAUGAAAAUAUACUUGAUAUGGCUAAUGAAGCUAAUAUCCCAGUUAUAAAUGGCUUAUCAGACUUGUUACACCCACUCCAGAUUCUGGCAGACUUCAUGACAUUGCAGGUUUGUAUAUUUAUUUUGUCUCUGUAAUGGAGAAAAACAUAAAAACAUUUGGGCUUAUUGCAAUGCAUUUAUGUUUUGUGACACAGAUUCAAACAAAUAUACAGUUUUGCAUCAAUUGAUUACUAUCACAUUUCCUUCAAACUUUAUUUUCAGUUUUCUCAAAAGUGUCAAAAUCUGACAUCACUAGUUUUUCCCUUAAGCCCUUCAUAUAUUAGGCUUUGGCCCUAAUAGCCUAUUAAUUAUUAUUGACUUAAAUUAUUAAAUUAGGCAUAGCCUAAAAUUUAGGCUUUAUUUAGUGUAUGAGACUCAUUCUCAUUUUGUUAAUGCACAUCAUGUACAUAAAGAAAUUUCAAGCAAAUGUUAAUAUAUUGCCGGCGCACUGGUUUUCGUUUAUCUCGAUCAUCGGUUAUCUCAACGCUUUUUGGCAAAGCCCCAGGCCGUCGACAUAACCGGGUUUUACUGUGCUUAGGUUAAAGGAAAAUCAUUCUAUAGAAAAGAGUGUGCUUCCUAUUUUUAUUUUUGCCUGUGUGUAAACUUGCUUUUAUCGGAGCUUGUGUGAUGCUGAAUCAGGAGUGAAAUUUGCUCAAUUUCUUUGACUGCCAUUAUGUCUGAUACGGAAGAGGGUUUUGCAAAAUAAAAAACAGACUUUCUUUAUUGAAAUUAAUUAAAAUGAUGAUUUUAGAUAUAUUCCAUGUGAUAUUAAUGAAAGUAUUAGCAUCAGUGGCAACUAUGGAGUCAGAUAUUGACAAUUUUAGCCCCAAUUGUCAUAAUGUUCCAAUCAAAUUUUUUUGGGAAAGGGUGGAAAUUGAACAUAAAAGACAAAAAUUGGAUCCCUAAGACCUAUUCUAAAGAGAUUCAUAGACAUAUACCUUGAUGUAUUUUCUGGAGUGUUACUCAAUAAAAAAAAUAAUGAAUUAAAUAACUUAAAUGAAAAUAAUUUUUAAAACUCAUUUUUUGUAUUUUUUAUGGCAUAACUAUGAAGGUGAUGGAUAAAAAAAAAAAUCAACAAAAUUAACUUUUUUAAAAGUACCUAUAACUUGAUAUUUUCUGAAAGGAUAUUUCUUUUAAUGUAUAAAAAAAGCAGAUGUAAUUGUUUUCAGGACUGUAUGUAUAUUGUGAUUGCAUGUUGUUUGAAGAGUAUUUGGGUAGAUGUUGCUAUUAAAUGCUUAGUAUUUGGAGACUAUUUUAUGUUCGGGGAAAUGAAGUAUUGUGUAGUGUGUUGUGAUUGUGUAAUGGCAGCAGUUGACAAUUUAGUUUGGUUAAUAAAGAUAAUUUAUUCUAAGAAUAUAUGGUUUGUGUAGUUAAUAUAAUAACCCCUAGACGAACAAAGCUAACGAAUCUUAGUAAGAACCGGUUUGUAAUAGUAAUGAUAGAAAUAGUGAGAUAGGGGUAUGUUGAAUUUAGAAGUUGAGUAAUUCAAUUUAAGAUACUGUGUAAAGGUCAAGGUCAUUAUCAACUUACUUAAUAUGCAAACUAAUUCUGUUUCAUACAUUAUAUUCUUUAUCCAUUGCACUUUCAGAAAAUGUACACAUGUAAUGGUCUCUGAAUUCAAUUUUUAAAGGAUUUUUUUAUUUUGGACAAACAUAGAAAUGCUAAAAAUGGCUUGACCGUUUGGAGAAAAUUCAAUUAUAUUUAUAUUAUAUGGUUAAAUUUGAGGUUUGACCUUUAUAAAAACUGCAGUGCCUAACCUGUAUUGUAAAUUUAGAAAACACAUUUUUACAAUUUUUUUUUGUUAAACACACUUUUAAAAUUAAACCACGGACUUUUUUUUAAUUGUUAUUAAUAAGUGUUUUAAAAUUUUAUUUUUAUAUAAGUAACAUUUUUAAUAAUAUGUAUUAAAGAUACAGUUAUUAACAAAUCCUUCGGGGGCAAAAACAUAUCAGGAACAGAUUACAUAAAAUCUCACCAUUACAUUAUUUUUCCCCAGAAUGAAUUGGUUGCAUUUAAUUAGAAUUGACCAUAGAUGACCAUAUUGACCAUAAACGUUAUAUUCCAUUGUCUGGCCAACAACAGUUAGUUUAUUAAUUUAAUAAUUGUAAAAUUGUUUGAACAUUAGAAACUGGUUAACUUAUAAAUUGCUUCUAAUGAUAAAUUUAAUCCGAUGUCCAGGAAUACUUUAACUACGUGAGGGGUGUGAAGAUUGCUUGGAUUGGGGAUGGGAACAACAUUCUUCACUCUCUGAUGUAUGGCUGUGCUAAAUUAGGGAUUGACCUAAAUAUUGCUACACCAGCAGUAAGUGUGCUGUAUCUCAAUAGACCUUAACAUGCCAUUAUAUAUUGCUAGGUUUUAAUUGUGUCCACCACCAUGCCCAGAAACAACAUGUGCAGGAAAUGUUUUAUGAAAAUGUAAUUCACUACUAUCACUUUUUCACCAAAAAAAUGUGAAAAAUGGAUCAGUGCUAUUUAAAUGUAUAUUCUAAGAGACUCUCAAUGCUCACAAGUCCUGUGUGUCUCUUGUUAGUGAGGAGAAAAUUCAUAAAAUUAAGAAUAAAAUUUAAAUUAAUUAAAAUAAUAUCCUUGAAAUAUUUUAAGCCACAGUCACUGCUGUAGAACAGUAAGAAACAAAAAAUAAUGAACUAUGAAAGAUUUAAUAAUGAUUUUACACCCCAGUGAAGUGUUUGUGAUUUAUUCAUUUUAAAAUAACAGACAAAGCUUGUAGUUAAAGCAGAAUAUACAUUUUUUAUUGUUUUAGGGGAAAAGUAUGUUGAUUAACUCUCAUUUUCACAGCAGCUUAAUAUUUGUAGUUUUUGUACUGUUAAAAAGAAAAAAUUCCACAUGCCAGGACUUAAGUAUAUUUAAACCAUCAGUCAAUAGAAGUAGGAUAAGGCCAUGUAGAAUAAGUAUAUUUUAGAAACUGAACACUUGCAGACAAUGUAAAGGUACAAUACACUCAAAAUUUGUAUGCACUUAUAUCCUUCAGGGAUAUGAACCCAACCCAGAAAUAACAACAGAGGCCAUGAAUAUAGCUGGAAAGGUAACGAGCGUCUGUUUAAUUUCUUUCAGCUUAAUUGUAUUUUGUUUUUCUGGGCUUUAUUUUUUUAAAAUAACUUUGUUUAAAGCUAUAUGAAAUCUUCUGAUUUUAGUGAUUUACAAAGAGUGCUCAUCCUCAGAUUAUAUUAAGUACAUACUAAUUAAUGGAGGGAGAGAGUUUAGUCACAUUAGAAGAAGAUCAGAAUUUUCUGGAAAUUAAGAAAAAAAUUGUAUAAAUCUUCAUUGACUUAAAUGUAAACUAUUUUCUUCUAUAUAGCUGGAGUUAACUGAAUAUCAACAAAUAUCUUAAAAGAUAAAAAAAAAUGCAUCAUUUGAAAAUUGAACACAAAAAAGAAAAUUAAGAUAGAUAGACUGAUCAAUCAGAAUGCCAAUAUCUAAGAUUACUUACCAGUCACUUGCAAGAUUCCCCAGUCCCAGUGAAACAGAAAGAGACCAACCAGAUUUCACCGGGCAGAUAAAUUUGGACAAAGAGGUUGUAAGAAUUGGAAAUUAGUAGGACUAACAGGAGCGUCUCAGGCUAGGAAAAAUCUGCUAUUGAAUGUCAACUGGUCUAUGUCCCUUUAAAUAACAAUAAACCCAUUUUUUAUUUCAGAGUGGGGCAUCCUUUAAUAUUGGUCAUGAUCCUGUAAAAGCAGCAUACAGGGCUGAUGCCAUUAUCACAGAUACAUGGGUCAGCAUGGGACAGGAGGAGGAGAAACAGAAGAGGCUCAAAGACUUUUCUGGAUUUCAGAUUAAUAGGAAGGUAAAAUGUUAAGUGCUUACUGUAAUGAAAUACAAUUGAUCAUUUGUCCAAGCUCUAAAUAAUGUUCACAAUUGCUCUACCAUAAGAAUAAUCAAAAUAAAUGAAGAAAAAAGGGCUUAAUGAGAAACAAUUAUUGAAAUUAUAUGAUUGGUAACAUAGAUGCCACCAAGCAAUCAAUGAUCAACUCAUGUAUUGCUGAUUUUAAAUCCUACAUUCACUAAACGUAAUUUUUAAUGGACAAAUGUGCCUAAAUAAGCUUAAUUUUUAACAAUACUAAUUGGAACAUCAUAUGUUAACAUAGGUUCCUAUCAAUGUUGCCAUCUUGAAAUUGUGCCUCAAAAAAUUAAUAACCAAGAAAAACCAUGUAUAAAUAAUUGACUGCUCCAUUUAACUUAUUUAACAUGUAUGCGAAUGAAAUAUUAUCUUUUUUUUUUUGUGUUAAAAGGAAUUAAACAUUGUCAUGAAUUUUCUAUUAGAUGUUAAAAGAAGCUGGAGGCAGUUGGGUUUUUCUCCAUUGUCUCCCACGCAAGCAGGAAGAAGUGACUGAUGAUAUAUUUUAUGGAGAAGAGUCACUUGUUUGGGCAGAAGCAGAAAACAGAAUGUGGACUGUAAUGGUAAGUCUUGUUCCAUAUUUUAAUUUUUAUCUGACCCUAGUGAGUUUCUUUACAUGUACAGUAUAAUAAACUGUUAUAAAUUGUUUCUAUGACUAUAUUUAAAAUAAAUUCUCUUUUUAAGCGACAUUCUUUCAAUCCUUUUUAUUUUCAGAAUAAUUUAUCCAUAUUUGUAUUUAUAGAGAGCCAUUAAAUGCUAAAAAAAAUUUUUUUAUUGUAAAAACAAAGUAUAUGAUAGCAUUUCAUUAUCAUCACAGAAUGUAAGGGCACUACACUGAGUGAAGUACAAUAUAAAGUAUUUUGUGUUUUAUAUCUUUUAAAAAGUUAUCUUUUGUUAGUUAAAUCAUUGUGCGCUAACAAAAAUUUUUAUGAAUUUUUGCAGGCUGUGAUGCUGCACCAGCUUAUGCCAUACACGCCUACAAUUCCCAUGCCAAAGUAUGUUAGAGGAUAAGGCAACUUUUUAUUAAGCCAUGAAUCUUAAUUGGACUCAGAUCUGUUUUUGACAGGGUUUUUUAAAAAAUCUUUCAUUUCAGUCCCAGAUUUGAAAACAAUUUAAUGGCAUUAAAAUUCCAAAUUACUAAUAUUACUAAUUAUCAUUGGUGUUUUCAUCAUUUUUAUAAAAUUUAGAUCAUUAAACUUACUUUAUUAUUUUUUUUGUUACUGGAAUGUUUGUUUGAUAAAUAUGAACCACUGUGGCUGUGGUUGGUUAACAAAAAAAGCCUGGCAUUGCCAGUAUAAUUAGAUAUUAAUGUUGAGGUUUAGACCAGAGCAGAAAUAAUUUGACUGUGCCAAUUGAAGUAAAAACCUGGGAUGACGUGUGUCAUUUUGAUUUGUUCCUUUUUUUAUUAUGUCAAAUAACAAUAAGUUCUUUGGGCCUCAAGUAACAUUUACUUUCUGUGUCUGUUAAAAAAACAAUUAUUGGACACAGUAAAUAAAUAUAAAAAGAAAGCACCUGUUGCUAUCCCAGGCUAAAUCAAUACUAUUUACAAUUACUAAUUGUGCAUUUUUUUGCUACUGCUUUUUACUGAUUUUUAUUUUACCUUUUUGUGAGGGUAAAUUGUUUAUUUUACCUGCUUGUGUGGUACAAUUACUAAGUUGCAUUAUUUCUUUUCAUUUUAUAUGCAAAUUCAAAAUGGAUGUGUUCAUUCUGAAAAAUUAAAUAAAAAAUUGUUAAAUAAUUAAAAUAAUUGUUUUCAUUUUUACAAUAUGUACAUGACAAGUCAUUAAACUCAUGUAUGUUGUUUAGUCCAAACUUAAAUCUUAUAAGCAAGUGAUGUCCACUAAACAAUGGCUUACCCUGCCAUUUAAAAGUUGCUGCAUACCACACUUUUAAAUUUAAACAAAAUUAUUAUUAUAAAUUAUUCAAUGAACAAAAGAAACAUAUAUAUAUAUAUUUCUCUUAGCCACAAUGAUGUAAACAUACGUUAAUAAGCUCACAUCAUUUCAUCAUAUAGCUUUGUACUUAUGCUGACUUGAUAAAGGCCAAUGCCUGUGGAUAUUU